Selaginella moellendorffii is the source of this 879-nucleotide messenger RNA. Its product is annotated as probable LRR receptor-like serine/threonine-protein kinase At1g06840. NCBI's taxonomy places the organism in Eukaryota, Viridiplantae, Streptophyta, Lycopodiopsida, Selaginellales, Selaginellaceae. Gene Ontology annotation, molecular function: protein binding. The transcript is spliced from 10 exons. Bases 118 to 756 code for a protein of 212 amino acids. The record is from RefSeq and is a predicted model, not a curated record.
GCUCCAGAUGCUGCGGGAGUCAAUCACGUAACGGAGAUCCAUUUGCUAAACUCGAACUUUUCGGGAGUUCUUUCUCCUGAUAUUGGAUCCCUGAGCUCUCUCAAAGCAUUGGACCUUAUGUGGAACAGUCUGAGUGGAAGCAUUCCUCCAUCUAUCGGGAAUCUGUUGUCGCUGGAGCUUUUGCUUCUUAACGGGAAUUCUUUCACUGGUCAUCUUCCGGAUGAAAUUGGAAACCUUGUGAACCUUGAUCGGCUUCAAGUUGAUCAAAACAAAUUUUCGGGGCCGAUUCCAUCAACCUUGACAAAGCUAGUUAAUGCAAAGCACCUGCACAUGAACGACAAUGCCUUUGACGGCAGUAUUCCAUCUGGUUUGGGAAGGAUACCCGCAAUCCAUAUACUUUUAGAUAACAAUAAUUUAACUGGGAAGCUUCCACCCGACAUUGGCAACAUAUCGCAACUCCAGAUACUGCAGUUGGACAACAAUCCUUUUGAUGCACAGGAGAUUCCGAGCACGUAUACGACGUCGCUUGUACAGCUUAUCAAGCUGAGCAUGAAAAACUGCAACUUGCGAGGAUCGAUGCCCGAUCUCUCUGCACUCACCAAGCUACAGUCUCUGGAUUUGAGCAAAAAUCAAAUGGACGGAGUCUUUCCGAACAUGAGUUUGCCCUCGCUAAUAACGAUAGAUCUCUCAAAUAAUCAGUUUACUGGCGACAUUCCAGUCGAAGCUGCGGGCAUCGAGACUCUAGAAUUGAUGUGAGUCACUGCGUUCUCUUGGUAGCUUACACUUCGUGGAAAAUCCAGGUCUUUACAGAGCAAUCUCUUGAAUGGUUCUCUGGAUCAGCUUUUAAUCACCCUCCGUGGUAGAACGAGCGACAAAUUA